AUGUGCCAAGAGGAUGCUAGGUGCCGCAGAAACAGCAAUAUUCAGGUGGACGAGGGCCCUGCGCUCGUGAACCAUGAGCAGGGCCUCGCCUGCUAUGGGAAGCCCAGGCCCAGCUUCCAGUCGUGGGGUUUGGCCUGGUGGGACUACGCCAGCAGUGUGCUGGGGCCAAGGCACACCCUGGCACUGCAGAAGCGCUCAGGGACCCAAGGACCGGACCUACGGCAAAAGGCCCCUCAGAAACAAAGGAGCCUCCCUGCGCCGUGCACCCUGGAAAGCUCCAUCUCCGGGGACUGCAGCGGGCCGAGCCGGGAGGAGGCGGGACGGCGACGGGGCGCAGAGCCAAGCCGGGCCGAAUCCGGGGCUGAGGCGCCAUCUAGCGCUCGCCCGCGCGACCCCAUUGUUCCUCCGAGAGUGGAGGUCGCGCCCGGUCCCCAGUCGGGGGACAAUUUGCUGGGAACCAACGUCGCCCAGCCGAGAGCGACCUGGCCGCAGGCCUCGCCCCCGCGCCGCGGGCCCUCCCGGCUGCCGCCCAGCCUCCCGCACCCUCACCGCCCGCUCUGCGCCCAGAGCCCCGAGCCCGAGGGAGGUGCCAUGCGGAGCGCUCCGAGCCGGUGCGCCGUGGCCCGCGCCCUGGUCCUGGCCGGCCUCUGGCUGGCUGCAGCCGGGCGCCCCCUAGCCUUCUCGGAUGCCGGGCCGCACGUGCACUACGGCUGGGGCGAGUCCGUCCGCCUGCGGCACCUGUACACCGCGGGUCCCCAGGGCCUCUCCAGCUGCUUCCUGCGCAUCCACUCAGACGGCGCCGUGGACUGCGCGCCGGUUCAGAGCGCGCACAGUUUGAUGGAGAUCAGGGCAGUCGCUCUGAGUACCGUGGCCAUCAAGGGCGAGCGCAGCGUCCUGUACCUCUGCAUGGGCGCCGACGGCAAAAUGCAAGGGCUGAGUCAGUACUCGGCUGAGGACUGUGCCUUUGAGGAGGAAAUCCGUCCGGACGGCUACAACGUGUACUGGUCCAAGAAACACCACCUCCCGGUGUCCCUGAGCAGCGCCAGGCAGAGGCAGCUGUUCAAAGGCAGGGGUUUCCUGCCGCUGUCUCACUUCCUUCCCAUGCUGUCCACCAUCCCCACAGAGCCCGAUGAAAUCCAGGACCACUUGAAGCCCGAUUUGUUUGCUUUGCCCCUGAAAACAGAUAGCAUGGACCCAUUUGGGCUCGCCACCAAACUGGGAGUGGUGAAGAGUCCCAGCUUCUAUAAGUAA
Molecule: messenger RNA, 1251 nt
Organism: Orcinus orca (killer whale)
Lineage: Eukaryota; Metazoa; Chordata; Mammalia; Artiodactyla; Delphinidae
Gene: FGF19
Product: fibroblast growth factor 19
Exons: 8
Coding region: 1-1251 (416 amino acids)
Biological process (GO): positive regulation of protein phosphorylation; regulation of cell migration; animal organ morphogenesis
Cellular component (GO): cytoplasm
Molecular function (GO): fibroblast growth factor receptor binding; growth factor activity
Source: RefSeq, a predicted model, not a curated record